Molecule: messenger RNA, 309 nt
Organism: Aureobasidium pullulans EXF-150
Lineage: Eukaryota; Fungi; Ascomycota; Dothideomycetes; Dothideales; Saccotheciaceae
Exons: 1
Coding region: 1-309 (102 amino acids)
Source: RefSeq, a predicted model, not a curated record
AUGUCCACCACAAUCAGCAAGAUCCUCAGAUCAAGGGCGAGCCUGCCACUGAGCAGGGCACCAGCGACCGCAGCCAAGCACAGAGGUCUCCAAUCUACCAACGGUUCAACCGGUAUUCCUCAAUCCACUUCCCAUCAAAACUCUUCCCAUGAUACAACUCAGAAGACUCGUGGCGAGGCUACUCUUCAAGAUCGAGCUGAAUCUCAGCAAGCCGAGAACAACUCUCGCGAUGUGACUGCCCACACACGAUAUCAAGGCCAUCAAGGCUUCUGUCCUGGAAUUUCUAGAUAUCAACUACUCGACCUCUGA